AUGAGCUACAUACACCCACCAGAACCUCCGCCCUACAGCAGCACCCACAUGGCAACAGCUUCUAACGGUUUUUACAACGUUCCUUCAUCCGCUCCAACCACACACGGUAUGAGUCCAAUGAUGAUGAGCAGCAAUUUUGGUAGAGCCAAGCUUCACUCACCUGAUGUUGUGCAGGAAUUAAUCAUGAGUUUUGUUCGGCAACAACAGGAUAGGCAAGCAGAGGAGGAAAAGCCUGUGACUGCCAAUCCUAUGGAGAUACUUUAUACCUUCAUGUCAUACUUUAACUCUUGGAAGUUGCAAAAUACAACUUCAUUGCCCACUACUGUUGUUCCUCAUAGCAGCAGUGACAUAUCAAAGGCAGACAAGGUGGACUUGUUGAGCGAUGAGGAUGUUGUGAAUUGUUUUGUAAUUAUCAUGCACUGUAUUGUUAGGGACAGGUACACAGACCCUUCUCUUUUUUCAGGUUACAUCAAACAAUCGAUUGACUCGAUUGUUCAAAUUAGCAGACUACAAUCUGUGCGUUAUUGA
Naegleria fowleri is the source of this 528-nucleotide messenger RNA. RefSeq lists its product as uncharacterized. Bases 1 to 528 code for a protein of 175 amino acids. Lineage: Eukaryota; Heterolobosea; Eutetramitea; Acrasida; Naegleriidae. The record is from RefSeq and is a predicted model, not a curated record. The transcript has a single exon.